CCCAGCGUCCACAGCGUCCACAGCGCGGAGACAGGCGCGCGCUUCUAUGCGCAUCGCCACUCGGCAUAAACGCGAUUAGCGCGUCAUCCGCUGCUUCGUCGCCACGUGGAAGCAUGCUACGUGAGGCUUUGAGGGCGCUUUUGCGUCAAAUCACUACGACCUUAUCGUGGGUUCUCGAGGCAUUGCGAGCGUCGACCGGCACGUCAAUGGUGGUGGCACCCAGACUGGAUCUUCCUCUGAAAUUUAAUAUAAUGGAGCGCGGUGAUUGGCCACUGCGCGACGAUCGCAGCGAUUGCAACAUUGCGUGUCGUCGUGCAGCUGAUGGGCGACCGCGAUACUCGGACCAAGAGAAUCGAAUUGGAUCAGUCAUGGGCUUUACGUGGUUUGGCAUCGGCAAAGGCCGGCAGCUCGUACAGGCCGCCAAGGAAGGCGACGUCGAACAAGUCGCCAUGCUCCUCCGGAAGCGCGCCAACCCCAACGCCAAGAAGGCCGGUAUGACGGCGCUCUUCUACGCCGCCUCGAGCGGCCGCGUCCCGAUUGCGAUGAUGCUCGUCGAGGCCGGCGUCGACGUCAACAAGAGCACCUCGCUCGGCGAAUACCCCAUCUACAUUGCGGCUGCCAACGGCCACGCCGAAGUUGUCCAGAUCCUCGUGACGGCCAAGGCGAACGUCAACAAGGUCAAAAAGGACGGCGACUCGGCGCUGUACAUUGCCGCGGCGAAUGGCCACACGCGCAUCGUCGAGAUGCUUGUAGCGGCCAAAGCCGACGUCAACAAGACCAACAAGACGGGCGACCUUCCAAUCAAGAUGGCGGCGCAGGGCGGCUUUAUCGACAUUGUCCGCAUCCUCAUUGGCGCCAAGGCCGACAUGAACAAGUGCGACGAGUUUGGCUUUUCCACGAUCUACGUGGCCGCGUCGCACGGCGAAGAUGAGAUCGUCCAGCUCCUCAUCGAUGCUGGCGCCGACAUGGACCCGUCCAAGUUGUUCAACCCGAUCCACAUUGCGACCGUGAACGGCCACCGCAACUGCGCCAAGAUGAUCAAGCAAGCCAUGCGUGCGGCGCGUGCGACGCGUGCGCUCAAGCACGUGCCACGCGACGAGCUGCCGCGGCUCGAGUACCUCGGCAGCGGCGUCCAAGCCUAUGUCUACAAGAGCGAGUACCACGGACAGGACGUCGCGGUCAAGGUCUUUCUGCGGCGCAACAAGGCGUCGAUCCCGAUUCUCGACAAGGAAUUCGAUUUGAUCUGUCGGCUCGAGUCGCCCAACAUUGUGCAGCCGAUCGUCGUCUUUCGCGAAAACAUUGGGCCCAACGAGCCGCUCCAGAUCGUGACCGAGUACAUGGACGGCGGCAGCCUCGCCACGUAUCUGCGCAUGCGCCGCGAGCACGUCCCAACGGCCUUUGAAUUCUCGACCGUCGAGCUCGCGCUCGCGAUUACCAAAGGCGUCUUUGAUCUGCACACGAACGACAUUAUGCACCGCAACCUCAAGUCCUCGAACGUGCUCCUCUCGUCGACGGGCCAGCACAUCAAGCUCAGCGACGUGGGCAUUCCGCCCGUGCUCCAAUACGACCGCAUGAGCGACGCGCUCGGCGCCGCGUACUGGGUCGCGCCCGAAGUGCUCUCAGGCGAAGAGCACACGUUUGCGUCGGACAUUUACUCGCUCGGGAUUGUCCUUGCAGAGAUUGAGACCUUGCAGCGCCCGUACGCCAACGUGACGAAAAACGUGUGGGAGAUCCUCGACGACGUCAAGCGCGGCGAGAUUCGACCGGAGCUCAUGGCCGACUGCCCGCCGUCGUACCGCAAGGUCGUCGAAGGCUGCUUGAAGCGCGACCCGAUCGAGCGCCCCAACGCCCUCCAAGUGCUCGAGUGCUUUGUGUUUGCCGUGCACGCCAACAAGUAGGAUUGCUUUCGAUCCUACCACAAAAUUCGAGUUGUAUUGUCGCUACA
Saprolegnia diclina VS20 is the source of this 1945-nucleotide messenger RNA. Its product is annotated as TKL protein kinase. Bases 114 to 1898 code for a protein of 594 amino acids. Gene Ontology annotation, biological process: protein phosphorylation. Gene Ontology annotation, molecular function: protein binding; protein kinase activity; ATP binding. The record is from RefSeq and is a predicted model, not a curated record. The transcript has 7 exons. NCBI's taxonomy places the organism in Eukaryota, Oomycota, Saprolegniomycetes, Saprolegniales, Saprolegniaceae.